Molecule: messenger RNA, 1497 nt
Organism: Sipha flava (yellow sugarcane aphid)
Lineage: Eukaryota; Metazoa; Arthropoda; Insecta; Hemiptera; Aphididae
Product: lamin-like protein
Exons: 10
Coding region: 1-1497 (498 amino acids)
Source: RefSeq, a predicted model, not a curated record
AUGCCAAUGUUGAAGAGCAACCAAACCUUGAUUCCGAGCGCCAAGUGUAUAAACAACAAGAAAGCAAUGGUUAAAAAACAAUUAUCCACGCCGAUCAAUGUAACGACGAAGUUAUGUGCCAAGAAGAAAAGUGCAACGAACAUUCAAAAUAAGUUUAAAAGCUCUAAGCCAGUAGCUUCCAAAAACGUAUGCGUAGUAAGUAAAAAUCAGCCAGUAUCAAAAUGUAUAGCAACAUCUCCGUUGGUAAAUGAAGUCGAGGACAUUUCAAAUGACGGGACAGAAAAGAAUGAGGAAAAAACCAAAUCUUUAACGAGCUGCGUUAUAAAAUCGAAUCUGCCGUUCAUAAAAGAGAAUUGGAUUUGUAUGUCAGACCACGAAAAACAACAGUCAACAGUGAAUCUUUUAAAUGAAAUCAAAGACAACAUAAUAACUGCGUACCAAAUGAUGACCGAUUUCCGUAAUACCGAUAUUUUACAAAAGCAACUUGCCGAUUUAACGGAAAUGACAACGUUCAUAAACGGUGGUAUUAAAUCAGACGAAGCGCUGAACACAAACACAAAAGUAAUUGUACAACCGGAGUUGGUCGUCGAGACACAUGACAAAGAGAUUCAGACAACCGGGGUCCACCUGGAAGAGUUAGAAAAUGAUUUGAAAAUUACAUCCGAAGAAAAUUCACGAUUAAGUUCGGAGUUGGACGCGGCGAACAAAAACGUUGAGCAGUUAAAAUCUGAAUUAGAAAACAAAACGAACGAAUUAAAGAGUACAUCAGAUCAAGUCUUGAAUUCAAACUUAAAGGUCAAAGAAUUGAGCGGUACAAUGGACGAUUUAAAAAAAAUUAUUCUGGCAAAAGAUGAAAAAAUAAACGCACUGUAUGAUCAGAGAAACGCAUUUAAAUACGAGUUGCGCGACAAAAUCAAAGAGGCAGACAAGAUUUCGGAAGAGCUGAUUGUUGAAAAAGAAAGAGAGAAUGUGAUUGCAGUGCAGAUACAGUUAAUACACGAAUUAAGAGAAGAUAAUACAGCCAAAGUGUACGAGAUAGACAGUUUGAAAUCCAAAGUUAAUUGGUUGCAAAAUACAUUAAAAUCAAAAGAAAACUGUUUAAUUACUAAGUGUGUGCGUGAAAAAUUGGAAUCGAAUAUCAAGGAGCUCGAAAACAAAAACGAGCAAUUGCAAAUGGACGUCCGUAGGUUAUUGAACACGAACGAAAAAUAUACUUCAGAAAUAUGUGAGGAAAGGGCUGAACUAGUUAAAUGUCUAAACAUGAAAGAGGAUCGCUUAAGAGAUCUAGAGAAUCUCGUAAGUUUGAUGAGGGAGUAUUUAGCAGAUGAAGAGAUCAAUACUAAUAAGACAAAAAAAACGAUAAAACAAAUGAAACUUGUGUGUGACGAUAUCAAAAAAACCAAGGAACGUUAUGUGAAUAGUUAUGAGAAUAACCAUGGUAUGACAUGGAUACACAUUUACAUAUGGAUAUGUCUUAUACACAACACCAACGAGUAA